AUGGACUUUCAUCAAUAUUCAAUAAUAAGUUUUGAAGGAGAAGAUGAUCUCAUUCCUGGUCUAUGUGGUCUAACAAAUUUAGGUAAUACAUGUUUCAUGAAUAGUGCUCUUCAAUGUUUAAGUAAUAUCCCUGAAUUCACUCGAAGAAUCUUGUUGUUUGGUAAUGAAAUCAAUGCACCAAUAAUUGGUGCCUAUUCAGCAUUGAUUAAAACUAUGUGGUCAGGUGAACAUGUUGUCGCUGUACCAUCAUCUUUAUUGCUGAAUAUUUCUGAGAAUUUACCACGUUUUCGACAAUAUCGACAGCAAGAUGCACAAGAAUUUAUGAACUAUUUUUUACAUAUAAUUCAUCAAGAGUUAACAAACGAAAAAACAUUAAUUACUGAUUUGUUCUAUGGACGAAUUCAAUCAAGUGUUAAAUGUUUAGGCGGAUGUAAUUAUAUUGAUAUUAAUGAAGAAGUAAUUAGUUUUCUUCCACUACCUGUUGCAAAUGAUAUUGAUCAAUAUAAUAUUCUCUAUCUUCGAAGCAAUGGUGAACAAAAAUUAGUUUCAGUUCAUACUUAUGCAAGAACAAUCCGCACACUGAUUGACUCCUUCAUUAAACAACACGAACCAAAAUUAUCAAUUACUCAAAUACAAGCGUUUAGAAUAGUUAACAAUAUAAUUAUGGGAAAAUAUUCAUUGCACACAUUACUGAGUGAUACGAUCAACAAUCAAUUAACUUUUAUCGAACAUCCCGAGAAGACUAUUGAGCAAAAAUAUGUCGAAUUGACAUUUCUUAAUCACAAAACAUGCAAACCAUUUCGACCACCUAUCUUUCUCGUUCGUCCAUCCUAUGACUGUUAUUAUUCUGAUCUAUCCGAACAAAUCAAUCAGAUUCAAAAUCAUCUGUGUUUAGUAACCAAAGCACCGACUUCUGCAUUUCAUCUCUAUUGGAUUAAUGAUAGUGGCAGCGUUUGUGAUUUUGACAUUGAGGCGCAUAAACACAAUACUUCGUUGUUGUUCAUGAACCGAAUUACUCUCGAAAUGGAUCCUGAAUGGGUUGAAAAAUAUAUAAAUCAGUACAAUAAUGAUCGGUCAUUCAUCAAUCCAUCAUUAAAUAGUCUAUUGGAGAAUUUUUUUCAUGAAGAGCCCUUGAGAGGUGACUACUUUUGUUCGAAAUGUCUUGCUCUAAAACCAGCUAGGCAAAAGGCUGAUUUCGUUUUACCAUUACCUCCUGUACUAAUCAUACAGUUAAAACGCUUCACGUAUGAUCCUUAUUCAAACACAAAGGUUGAUACAUAUAUCGACUUUCCACUUCGAGAUCUUGAUCUUCGUCCAUAUAUUAUCCAGAAUAAUGAUCAGAAAACGAAUAUACUCACAUUAUAUGAUCUUGUAGCUGUAUCUAAUCAUUCAGGUAGUCUUGCUAGUGGACAUUAUACUACUUACGUAAGAAAUGAUCGAAAUAAAAAAUGUUAUUCAUUUAAUGAUGAAAUAAUUCGAGAAAUUCUCGAUGAGUAUGAUAUUGGGACAAAAAAUGCUUAUAUUCUUGUGUAUGCUCAACGAACUACUGUGUAA
Molecule: messenger RNA, 1554 nt
Organism: Rotaria sp. Silwood1
Lineage: Eukaryota; Metazoa; Rotifera; Eurotatoria; Philodinida; Philodinidae
Source: the annotation of a GenBank genome assembly